Verticillium dahliae VdLs.17 is the source of this 1444-nucleotide messenger RNA. RefSeq names its product cross-pathway control protein. The record is from RefSeq and is a predicted model, not a curated record. Gene Ontology annotation, cellular component: transcription regulator complex. The transcript is spliced from 2 exons. Gene Ontology annotation, molecular function: RNA polymerase II cis-regulatory region sequence-specific DNA binding; DNA-binding transcription factor activity, RNA polymerase II-specific. Lineage: Eukaryota; Fungi; Ascomycota; Sordariomycetes; Glomerellales; Plectosphaerellaceae. The coding region runs from base 657 to 1322 and encodes 221 amino acids. Gene Ontology annotation, biological process: positive regulation of cellular response to amino acid starvation.
AGCACAAUCACAUCACAUCACAGAAAAAGAUAUCAGCAAGAACACCAUCACCAUGCGGUAAACCACCACCACCAGCAGGUCCUCCACAGGCUUCCUUUUCCCCUUUGAAUCCUUCAGCUCUACCUUCACAGGUUGAUCUGAACUUUAAAGCAACUUCACGCUCUAAGAGUUCACUCUUCUCCAUCAACACUUCUACGCUGGAUUUUCCAGUCACCACGGCUUCACCUACACCAUGGCUUCCCUCCAGUUCCCCCAGCCUGCCGGCAGUAUCCGCGCAUCAAACACCCUGUCACUCUCUGCAGCAGGACUUUGUCUUGUUCGACCAGCCUACACAUCCCAACAACCUGCCUAAACGUGCACUACACAACCUGACAGGUUUACGCUUACCAAACCGCCGCCACUCGUCUCAUCAACAGCACCAGUCCGAACACACUAGCAUCUCCAUUCAAUCGAAAUCGCAACUAUCUGCUGCUGGAAACGGAUAUCUCAAUUUAAGUCCCUCGGAUCGUCCCUCCUCUGCCAACAUCGCCGGAUCAACACGCGGUUCAGAUCAAAACACGUCUGGAAGCUCACGUCAAACUUUGCGACUAGUUCGCCCACCAGUUCCACUAUUCGCAGAGAGCACACCCAGCAUUCCGCAACCUGAUUCUGCGAACAUGAACAUCGCGGAUUUCGAAGAAUUCACCGGGUUCGAGGGUGGGGCAUCGACUGCCUACUCGUCGCCCAGCGCGCCUUCCGUGUUCGAUAUGCCGAGUGGAUCCCACAACAUCGGUACUGUUUCCCCACAGGACCUCUUAAUCCAGGAUCCAUACAUGUCUGCGCCGAACUCAACGGCAUUCACAGCCUUGACGUCGCCUUCGCCGUUCGAAUCGCCAGAAUAUAUGGAUGGCUAUGACGUGUCGCCAAACUUUGGAAGCUCGGGAGAAUAUGAUGUGGCCGGCAGCCAGUGGUUCUCACUUUUCCCUGACCAGAACGCGAGUGUCGAGACAACGGGGGCGGAACAGCCGCUCGGGGACAGAGUCCAGAACAGCACGGUAAGCGAGUGCCCUCGCCGUAAAUCGAGUGGCUCGCCUGCUUCUGGGCGGCACUCGUCAGUGGCUGGCGUCAACGCGAGGAAGCGAGACAAGCCCCUGCCACCCAUCGUUGUUGAGAAUCCAGAUGACGUUGUAGCGAUGAAACGCGCUCGCAACACUCUGGCAGCCCGCAAGUCUAGGGAGCGUAAAAUGCAGCGGUUCGAGGAUCUGGAGGAGAAGAUUCGCAAGUUGGAGGCGGAACGUGAUCACUGGAAGACCUUGGCUUUGGGUCAGUCAACCAGCGACUAGGAGGUUUCCUACAUUCUGACUUUUUGGGGGAACUGGAGUUCUAUUUGUCUAUAGUUUAGCUAGUGCAGUAUUAUAUGAAUAUACCUAGUAGUAUAUGAAGAGUCGAUGAUUCCUUAGGAAUC